AUGACAGGAACACAUACUGGUGAGGGGCUCGGCGCAGCUAUAAAGAAAGGCGUCGGAAUGGUUCACGGCACCGGAGAAGCGAUCCGUGGAAAUGUCAAUGCAGCAGUCGACUCAGCUACUGGGGACCAUGAAUCUGCGCAGCGUCAGCAAAAUAUCGCCGUACGCGGGGUCGAUGAGUUUGAGCACGGCCACUACCACGGAACUGGAGCGGGCGUCACACCGAAAGACACCGAUCGCGAGCGUGUGAACCGAUAUGCUCAAGGCGAAUCCGCAACUCUUGGUUCAACCAACUAUGGCCCCCAUGGAACCAACUUAGGCAACAAGCUCGACCCGCGAUUUGAUUCGGACCUCGACAACCGCGCCACCAACGCCACCGGAAGCACAAACAUAGGUGCUCACUCGGCGAAUGCUGGAAAUGGGGUUGAUCCACGGGAUAAUGAUGGUGAGAUUGGACUGAGGAGAUAG
Paraphaeosphaeria sporulosa is the source of this 465-nucleotide messenger RNA. RefSeq lists its product as uncharacterized. Lineage: Eukaryota; Fungi; Ascomycota; Dothideomycetes; Pleosporales; Didymosphaeriaceae. The record is from RefSeq and is a predicted model, not a curated record. Bases 1 to 465 code for a protein of 154 amino acids. The transcript has 2 exons.